GAGAUCUCGGCGCCUAUAUAUAUCUCCCCCGCGCUUCCCGCAGCCUUUCCGCCGUGGCGCAGGCCGCAGUCGGUGCGAUCCGCCGCCAUCCGCCGCCAUGCCGCCCAAAUUCGAUCCCACCGAAGUGAAAGUCGUGUAUCUGCGCUGCACCGGAGGGGAGGUCGGAGCCACUUCCGCGUUGGCCCCGAAGAUCGGCCCGCUCGGCCUGUCUCCCAAGAAGGUCGGGGAUGACAUCGCCAAAGCCACCGGGGACUGGAAGGGGCUGAGGAUCACGGUGAAACUCACCAUCCAGAACAGGCAAGCGCAGAUUGAAGUGGUUCCUUCUGCCUCUGCUCUGAUUAUCAAAGCUCUGAAGGAGCCCCCCCGUGACAGAAAGAAGCAGAAAAACAUAAAGCACAAUGGCAGUAUCACCUUUGAUGAGGUAGUGAACAUCGCCCGGCAGAUGAGGCACAGAUCUCUGGCUCGAGAGCUGUCUGGGACAAUUAAGGAGAUCCUUGGAACUGCUCAGUCUGUGGGAUGCAGCAUUGAUGGCAGACACCCACACGAUAUCAUUGAUGACAUCAAUAGUGGUGCAAUUGAGUGCCCAGCUAGCUAAAUGGAAAAGUUGCCAUAUGAAGGUUCUUACAUCUUCUGUAGCACCUUAAAUACUUAAUAAAACACCAGGCUGUUAACAGUA
Molecule: messenger RNA, 676 nt
Organism: Coturnix japonica (Japanese quail)
Lineage: Eukaryota; Metazoa; Chordata; Aves; Galliformes; Phasianidae
Gene: RPL12
Product: ribosomal protein L12
Biological process (GO): translation
Cellular component (GO): cytosolic large ribosomal subunit; ribosome
Molecular function (GO): structural constituent of ribosome; large ribosomal subunit rRNA binding
Source: RefSeq, a predicted model, not a curated record